GUAGAAAAAAUAUUCAGAAAAUCUGUGGAAUUUUGUAAUGACCAUGAAGUUUGGAAAUUGAAUGUCGCUCACGUUCUUUUCAUGCAAGAAAACAAAUACAAAGAAGCCAGCGGGUUCUAUGAGCCUAUUGUAAAGCAACAUUUCGGAAAUAUUCUUGGCGUCAGUGCAAUCAUCCUUGCGAACCUCUGUGUUACCUAUAUAAUGACAAGCCAAAAUGAAGACGCAGAGGAACUGAUGAGAAAAAUAGAAAAAGAAGAAGAAGCUGCUGCCUAUCAAGAGACUCCCCUGAUUGGCUGUGGUGCAAAGACAGCCGGCGGUAAACUAUUCCACCUCUGCAUAGUAAACCUAGUGAUUGGCACUCUCUAUUGUGCCAAGGGCAAUUAUGAUUUUGGGAUCAGCAGAGUUAUAAAGAGUUUGGAGCCAUACCAAAAGAAACUUGGGCUUGACACAUGGUAUUAUGCAAAGCGCUGCUUUCUGGCAUUGAUUGAGAACAUGGCAAAGCACCUGAUCCUGAUACGCGACGCAGUUCUGCUCGAAUGCAUUCACUUCCUAGAGCAUUGUGAACUUUACGGAAGAGAAGUCAAGGCCUUCAACGAGCAGCCACUGGAGGCGGUCAAAGCCCACCCUGGCCAGAACACAGUGACGUACGAAGCGAGAGUACUAAAAACUCUUCUUUUGGAAAUCAUGCAUUCAUAA
Messenger RNA from Protopolystoma xenopodis, 696 nucleotides. The record is from the annotation of a GenBank genome assembly. NCBI's taxonomy places the organism in Eukaryota, Metazoa, Platyhelminthes, Monogenea, Polystomatidea, Polystomatidae.